Porites evermanni is the source of this 1323-nucleotide messenger RNA. Lineage: Eukaryota; Metazoa; Cnidaria; Anthozoa; Scleractinia; Poritidae. The record is from the annotation of a GenBank genome assembly.
AUGAGCGGGUAUAAUUCAGAGAAACCACGUAAGUAUAUUAUGUAUCUAGACGCUAAUAACCUUUAUGGAUGGGCGAUGUCUCAAUAUUUACCAACAGGUGGUUUUAGGUGGAUGACUCAAAAACAAAUACAAAAAGUUAAUCUCGCUGCUUGGACAGAAGACAGAAAAAAGGGUAUUAUUUUAGAAGUCGAUUUGGAAUAUCCUAAAGAAUUACAUGAGCUGCAUAAUGAUUAUCCUCUAGCCGCGGAGAAAAUGAAAGUUACCAAAGAAAUGCUCUCUCCUUAUUGCAAAAAUAUUCAUGAGCAGUUUGGAAUAAGUAUUGGCCAGGUUGCUAAGCUAAUUCCAACACUAUCCAGUAAAAAGAAUUAUGUGUUACACUACAGAAAUUUGCAACUCUAUCUGUCUCUUGGUCUUAAAUUGAAGAAAGUAUACAGGGUAUUAGAAUUUGACCAGUCUCCCUGGCUCGCGCAGUACAUUAAUUUUAAAACCCAAAAGAGGAUGAAUGCUAAGAAUGCAUUUGAGAAGGACCUUUUCAAAUUAUUAAAUAAUUCCGUAUUUGGGAAAACCAUGGAAAACAUAAGAAAGCGCGUUGACGUGAGACAAGUGACUGAUCAGAAGUUGUCUAAACUAGUGAGCAAGCCGACGUUUGUUAAUAGUAAGAUCUUCAAUGAGGACCUUGUGGUGGUUCAUAAACUAAAAGCAACACUAACACUGGACCGGCCAGCUUACGUGGGUAUCUGCAUUUUGGAUUUAUCAAAAACUCUCAUGUAUGACUUUCACUAUAAUUAUAUCAAAAGUAGGUACAAUAAUAAGGCUAAACUAUUAUUUACUGAUACAGACAGUCUUUGUUAUGAGAUUGAGACAAGGGAUGUUUAUAAGGAACUUUGGGAGGACAAACAAUUAUUUGACAAUAGUGAUUACCCCAAAGAUAGUCCAUACUUUAGUGUGGAGAAUAAAAAAGUUAUCGGCAAAUUUAAAGAUGAAGCAGCUGGCAUGCCUAUUGUGGAAUUUAUUGGUCUCAGGAGUAAGAUGUAUUCUUAUGUGAAAGAUAAUGGUAAAAAUGAAAAGACAGCUGAGGGUGUCAGAAAAUAUGUUAUUAAAAAGAAUAUAACUCAUGAGAAUUACAAAGAUUGCUUAUUAAAUCGUAAACAAAUGUUAAACAGUAUGCACACAAUUAGGAGUGAGUGUCACCAGAUUGGCAGCUACCAAUUGAAUAAAAUAUCGCUUAGCUGCUUUGAUGACAAACGGUAUAUACUCGAGGAUGGAAUUACGAGUUAUGCGUAUGGGCAUAAAAAUAUAAUAUAUAGAUUUAGCCAGGGCUAA